GGGGCGCUGCGCGGCGGCUCCAUGCGCGGCGGCCGGGGGCUCGGCCAUGGGGCUCGGCGGGAUGUGGCUGGCGCUGCUGCUGGGCUGCGCCGCCGCCGCAGGAAGCAUAUGAUUUUCCAUGGAUGUUUUACAGGUGCCGGCGGCGGGGGCGCCCGCUGCGAAAAAGCCUGCAACCCCCGGCUGGGCAACCUGGCGCACGGGCGGGCGCUGCGGACGGAGACGGCGUGCGGCGCCGGCGCCCCCGAGCCCUACUGCGCCUACUCCGAGGCGGCCGACCGGCGCUGCGAGCCGCCGGCCUGCGGCCGCUGCAGCGACGCCCGGGCGGCCCUGGCCCACCCGCCCGCCGCCAUGGCCGAUUCCCCUUUCCGCCGGCCCCGCACCUGGUGGCAGUCGGCCCGAAACGCCCCCCGGGAGACCAUCCGGCUCGACUUGGAGGCCGCCUUCUACUUCACCCACCUGAUCCUGGUGUUCAAGUCGCCGCGGCCUGCCGCCAUGGUGCUGGAGCGCUCGCAGGACUUCGGGAAGACCUGGAGGCCCUACAAGUACUUCGCCGCCAACUGCUCUGCCACCUUCGGGCUAGAGGACGACGUGGCGCGGAAAGGAGCUGCCUGCACUUCCCGAUACUCCAGUCCCUUCCCCUGUACGGGAGGAGAGGUGAUAUACCGAGCUCUGGCGCCGCCCUACGCGGCCGAGGAUCCCUACAGCGCCGAGGCCCAGGAGCAGCUGAAGAUCACCAACCUGCGCGUGCGGCUGCUGAAGCGGCAGGGCUGCCCCUGCCACGCCGAGGGCCUGGCGGCGAAGCCCCCGCAGCUCCUGCACUUCGCCGUCUACGACUUCAUCGUGAAAGGCAGCUGCUUCUGCAACGGCCACGCGGACCACUGCGUGCCCGUCGCUGGCUUCAGACCCGUCAAGGCAGCCGGCGUCUUCCACGUGGUCCACGGAAAAUGCAUGUGCAAGCACAACACAGCAGGAUCCCACUGCCAGCACUGCGCUCCGCUCUACAAUGACCAGCCUUGGCAGGCUGCAGAUGGCAAAACUGGAGCCCCCAAAGAGUGCCAGUCAUGCAAGUGUAAUGGGCAUGCCGACACUUGUCAUUUUGACAUGGAUGCGUGGCUGGCAUCAGGGAACCGCAGUGGUGGCGUCUGCGACAACUGUCAACACAACACUGAAGGGCAGCACUGCCAGCGCUGCAAGCCAGGUUUCUACCGAGACCUCAGAAAGCCUUUCUCUGCCCCGGAUGCCUGCAAACCCUGCGCCUGCCACCCCCUGGGCUCGGCCACGCUGCCGCUGGGCCCCGGCACCUUCUGCGACCCCAGCAACGGCGACUGCCCCUGCAAGCCCGGCGUGGCGGGGCCCCGCUGCGACCGCUGCCUCCUCGGCUACUGGGGCUUCGGCCCCGACGGCUGCCGGCCCUGCGACUGCGCCCGCCGCUGCGACCCGCUCACCGGCGGCUGCCUGGGCGGCAGCGCAGACGUAGACUGGCAUCACGAAGUGCCUCCCUUCCAGCCGGCGCUCAACGACAGCGAGCCAGCCUGGGGCUGGGAGGACGAGCAGGGAUUUUCGGCUCUGCGACACUCCGGUAAAUGCGAAUGUAAAGAACAAGUUUUAGGGAAUCCCAAGGUCUUCUGUGGAAUGAAGUACACCUAUGUGAUAAAGACAAAAAUCUUAUCAGCUCAUGAUAAAGGCUCCCAUGCAGAAGUCAAUGUGAAGAUCAAGAAAGUCUUGAAAUCUACAAAGCUUAAGAUUCUCCGGGGCAAGAGGACUCUCUAUCCUGAAUCCUGGACUAAUAGAGGCUGCACUUGCCCAAUCCUUAAUCCUGGCUUGGAAUACCUGGUAGCAGGACAUGAGGAUGUGCGGACUGGCAGACUCGUGGUCAACAUGAAAAGCUUUGUCCAGCAGUGGAAGUCGGCCCUCGGAAGAAAGGUCCUAGAGAUUUUGAAACGAGACUGCAAUUAAAAGUGCACAGCCACCUAAGGCAUUUCUUUAUGCACAAAAUGCAACCUUCAUGGAGAGAAGACCUCUUGGAUGAAAACUGGAAUGUAAGAAAAUAGUUCCAAAACGUGUAGUGAGAUGUUCUAAUUUGUAGGCGCUGUCUGAUUUAACCCUUCCCUGUCAAUUUUCAUUUACGCUCCUGUAGCUUCUUUGCAAGGGUGCUUGUGUGAGCCCGAGGCCAUAGUUAUGCUGAGGGAAAUCAAAACAAGGGUGGGCUCUUGUCCCACUCCGGUGCAAUUCUGGAAUAACUCCUAUGAAGCCACCCCAGACUCAGUUGUCACCCUAGAGAGGCAAAGCAGGCUCCACUGUCACCAGGAUAAAUCCUGAGCAGCUUCCAGAGCAGGGAGAUGCCCCCUGAAUUUAUGCCGGUGUGCUGUGGGGAAGAGAGGGCCAAAGUCCCCCGUCACUGCACACCUUGCUGGGGGCUGCAGGGGAGGUCUGCAGUAGCAGGCAGGAGUGAAUUGAAUUACUCUGCCUCUGCAGAAGCGUGGCGAAGGGCAGAUCCCAUCCACCGCGUUGUGUUAGAGAAAAGCCGACUCUAGAGGGUGUAAUGUCUCUGAGGUUUUGUCCAUGAAGGGUUAAAAAAAUGAACCUAUCCCAAUGUAAAUAUGUCGUUGUAUAAAGCACUUUACUACCUGCCACUUCAUGGUGUGGAAAGUCUAACCGUGUUGGGGAAAGAAUUUGUUGAAGAUGGCACAAGAGAAGAACUCAUUAAAACAGAAGCACUCCUGAAGACCCCCAGUGUGGACAGCGUUAAUGGUAUAAAGGGAACGGCCAGCCUGGCACUGGCCUCUCAGCGUAUCUGAGGAUGCAAUUUGAAAGAUAAUAUAUUUGCACUGAAGUCCCAACUUCAGACCAGCACUUGGACUCCAUGGGCAGGACUCCAACGAGACUUCACAAACAGUAUAAAACGAAGAAGAGACUUUGAAAUAAAAAAUAAAAUUGCCAGGGGAGAAAACUCUGCCUGCAGGAAAAGGAAUGGAUUAUGAGAAUAGAAAGGACUCUUAUUCGCGUACUACAAGACAGUGAUUCAUGGUGGGCCUGGAGUUUAUUUUAUUUUUAUGUUAGUAUUUAAAACUGAACAUUUGAUUUGUUUUCUUCUGUGUUUUUGUUUGCAGUAUCUAUGGCCAUUAUACUUCCUCAUUAACACCAGUAUGGAAUAUAGCACAGUUUACUGCAGUUUUCAGCACUAAAGUAUAUCUUUUCUGUAAAGCAUCUUUAAACACAUUGCAUAGAGUGUAUUUUGUUCAUGAAUGAGAGGAGAAAGAAAAGGAAAAUGUGCAACACCAUAAAAGCCACAAGUCUACCAAUCCACUUUGCAUAUGUAUUUUUCUUUCAAGGUCCUGUGGACUCACAGAAAAUGAUACUAUUUUGGUAAUUUGUUUUUAUAUCUCAUGUAUGUAAUAAAUAUAAUAUGAUUUCAACA
Messenger RNA from Rhea pennata, 3418 nucleotides. RefSeq names its product netrin 4 (gene NTN4). Gene Ontology annotation, molecular function: protein binding. Gene Ontology annotation, biological process: tissue development; animal organ morphogenesis; basement membrane assembly. Gene Ontology annotation, cellular component: laminin trimer. Lineage: Eukaryota; Metazoa; Chordata; Aves; Rheiformes; Rheidae. The coding region runs from base 22 to 1956 and encodes 644 amino acids. The record is from RefSeq and is a predicted model, not a curated record. The transcript is spliced from 11 exons.